AUGCGCUGGAUGCGGCGAAGCGCACGCCGCCUGGUCGAGAGUUUGUACGAGUCCCUACACCGCAUCCCGCCCUAUCUACAGGAUCAUCCCUCCGUGGGUAGCGACACGGAGACCUCUGGCCCGCCCAACAGCGAGGGGCGGGCUGCGGGAUCUGGGGGAGAGAGGGAGAGAUUGACCCGGUCAACCAGCCGGCCAACGGAGCGGAAUCGCUCUACAGUAAGGUUUCAAGAAGGAUCUACACCGCCACACAGCUCGCAGGAGCUUGUCUCUGUGCAGCAAGAAGAGGCCCAAGAAGGUCUUAAGGAUGUACGAGGGCCUGAUCAAGCCCCAGACCUCUAUAAUCAUCCAGAUGCGCACUAUGAGGAUCGGAUUGAGGCAUUCCCUCUUCAAGAUAAAUCAGGUCGACUCUGA
Molecule: messenger RNA, 411 nt
Organism: Aspergillus affinis
Lineage: Eukaryota; Fungi; Ascomycota; Eurotiomycetes; Eurotiales; Aspergillaceae
Exons: 2
Coding region: 1-411 (136 amino acids)
Source: RefSeq, a predicted model, not a curated record